This is a messenger RNA of Ctenopharyngodon idella (grass carp), 3183 nucleotides long. It is a transcript of the gene fam234a, whose product is annotated as family with sequence similarity 234 member A. The record is from RefSeq and is a predicted model, not a curated record. NCBI's taxonomy places the organism in Eukaryota, Metazoa, Chordata, Actinopteri, Cypriniformes, Xenocyprididae. Bases 147 to 1778 code for a protein of 543 amino acids. The transcript has 12 exons.
GAGGUCUGUCAUUCACCAGGUUUGUUUUGAUCGGACAAAUGUGUGUUUUUCCAAAUUCAUUUACUCGGUUUCUAUUUGUUCAACAAGUACAGCUGGCUAAUUAAAGGUUAAAGAGAUCAUUUGGUGUGGAGUUCUGCUGGUCUGAAAUGGCAGAUGAUGGGCGUGGUUUUGAGGCGGAGCCUCUGAAGGGUGGAGAGGCAGAAGGGGGCGUGUCUAAGGAGAAAAGCUGCGCAGGAAAGCUGGGCUUAUCCCACUUGACAGGCUGGCGCACAGCUGCAUUCCUCCUCUCUCUCUUCCUGUGCCUGUUCGUUGUCUUCGCCUUUUCAUUCAUUCUUCCCUGCCCCGUACGGCCGCAAUACACACCCGCCUGGAACCGCACAUUUCCUACCGCAGCCACGUAUAAUUUCUUGUCUGUUGAGGACGCCAAUGAAGACAAAGUCUUGGAUGUGUUCUUCAUGUACAAGGAUGCUGAUGCCAGCCGCAACACAUGUUUGAGUAAAGAUUUGUCAAUCCCGUGUGUGGUUUUAAUGGCUGUUGAUGGUACUGAUGGGAAGACACUUUGGAAACGACCUUUAGCUGCUGAAUUUUAUUGGGUGGAGUGUGGCGUAAAGGGGCUCGGACGUAAAGAAACAGGAUGUCUGGUUGCUCACGCAGACAAUCUCACGGCGGUCGACAAACAGUCCGGUCUGAUCAUGUGGCAGCAGUCGCGUUCUUCUUUGAUGAAUGGAACUCUCCCGCUGAUCAGCGUUAUGGAUCUGAAUGCUGACGGAGCAGAGGACUUUGCCAUCCUUUCAUACUAUCCUGAAGCUCCAUCAUUCACACCCAUACCGACCGAGCUAGUGUUUUUCUCAGGGAAGUCAGGUGAUCAGAUCGGGAGGGUGGAUGUGGACAUGAAGGGGAUUUUUGGUCAUCUGCCGUUCAAAACGGCCAGUGGCGCUCAAUACCUGCUGUUACUCAAUGACACUGGGCUCUACGCGGUCAGUUUGCAAUAUCUGGUGGCUCAGGCUGGCCUGAAAUCUGCGCUGAAGAAAGAGAAAAGCUGGGAGGAAAAAUCUGACAGUCAAACUGGACUCAUCUCACUCUAUCAGUGUGAUUCCCUGAAGCGCGUGUCGGUUGUUCAUGGCAGUGGUUCUCCAUCACUGCUGGUCCAAACGGACUCCAGCGUGUCACUGCUGCUCACAGACAAACUGAAGAUCGCAUGGACCACCAACACCAGCGCUCUGCUGAGUGCACCCACAUUUGGGCAAUUCAACAAAGAUGGAAUUCCAGACAUAAUGAUAGAGGAAGAUGUUGGCAAUGACACCAAAAGAGUGAUAGUUCUCAGCGGACACUCUGGAGACGUCCUGUGGAAGGUGAAUCUGUUGUACGAUACUCCGAAUCCUCGUCCGGCAUCGGUCCUCACGCUGAACACAUACUCAGUGUUCAUGCUUUGGGGACAGAGCAACCAGACAAUGCAGUCAUCAUUCCUGCUGCAUCCUCGAUACUCCCAAAUGUUGCUGGAAAGAAGAAAUCCUGCACAGAACAUUCUCUCUUUUAAGGCAACCCUGUUGGAGCGAGGUCGCCACGCCUGUUACCUCGUUCUUUCUGGACCCGACGGGCGGCAGCAUGUGGAAUUAGGUGAGAUGGAGCCAGUGAUUCUGACCAAGCGGAAGAUAAAGGAUGACGUGUCGGAGAGCGGGGUUCUGGGGGUAGAAGCUGAUGAACCCAUUUCUGAAGACACAGAGAAGUCCGUGAAGGAGGCUUUCUACAGGCUGCGCUUCAGUGAUGCACCUUUCUGAAACACAAUGAUAUAUAUUUUAUAUUCAAACACUAAUCUUCAAUCCAAAGAUCAUACAGGCCAAAAGCCAGUGGCUGCAUGUAGAACUUGCACUCCUGAAAUCCAAAACAGAGCUUAUGUCUCGACUAUUUUAAUUAGAAUAUCUGUUAAUCUGAUCUAGUCUUGGACUCGAUUAAAGCUGUGCUUAAGAAUAAGACCCAAGACACUAACCCAACUCAUCAAGGCUUUGCCCCCAAUACUAUACAAUUGAAUUUAAAUAGAAUGUAUUAAUUUAGAAGGGACACAAGCUUUUGGGUCAUGCUGUAUUACUUUAUGACAAUCAUAAACUACUGUAAAGCAUUUCAGAUUUCUGCAUAAGGCUAUCAAGAGAUAAGUUUAUAUUCAGAAUUUUCAGGGAUUUCAUAUAAAGGUGAAUCUCAUAGAACAGUCCAGGUCAUGAAGAAUUUGCUUGGAAAUUAGAUGCCACCAUUAAAAAAAUAAUAACUGUCCUAAAAAUAGACUUAAUUUUCCCUCUUACGAUUCAGGUAUGAAAUAUGACCUGGACCUGAGAUUCAUGUUUAGAGCAUUUGUGCUGUUUUCGUUGUAGUCUUUCAUGCCGUAGUGGAGUGAUGUUUUGCUUAAAGCUAUAGCGGAGGAGUUCGCAUUGUGUUUCAUACACACAAAACAACACUAAAACAAGCCUAACUUCGUUGUGUUUGUCGAAAAGAGAAAACAAAUGAAUAUUAUUAUAUUUGCAGUGCAGUUUACGGGGGUUUAUUUAAGACUUUGAGUCUUGUUUAGAUGGUUUAAUUGGUUUGUGUGCAUUUGUUUGUAAGUGUUCUGCUGCUAUUGUUAAAAAUGCACCUUUGCGAUUCUUGUUAACUCACUGUGAUGUCUCACAUAAUGCUGUACAUUUAGUGCCUUAACUAGGGACCUGAAAAAUCACUACAGGUGCUGUUAUGAGUAUCUGCUGUUUGGGAUCUUAUCUACAAAAUGUGGGUUUAAUUUAAAGCAGGGAUGAAGACACUUCUUUUAAAUGAGCAGAAUCUUACCUUUAGUUUAUUGUUGCAAAAUCAGAGCUUUAUGUCGUCUUCAGUUUUCUGUGCAUCAUCUACAUUCACAGAAGAACAGGACGAUCAGCUGCACCAAAACCAGAUGAAUCUAAAGAAGCCAAAUAAACGAUAACACUGUGGAUUAUAUACUGCUGUAGUAGAUGAACAUGUUUAAAAUAAAUCAGAUAACUUGAUGCUUUGUAUUUAUUAGAGUGAGAUUUAUUAUUAGUUUUAUUAAUUGGUUUAGGUUCCUUGAUUUUGUAAACCUGUAGAUCAGGUAAAAAAAAUUAACGUCUGCUGUUUUCUGUCUUUAAUUGAGAAUAUUAUAUUUGAUUGCAUUGUUAACACUGUGUAAUAAAUAGAAUGCAUUCAGUG